This is a messenger RNA of Necator americanus (New World hookworm), 705 nucleotides long. RefSeq lists its product as uncharacterized. Bases 1 to 705 code for a protein of 234 amino acids. The transcript is spliced from 7 exons. The record is from RefSeq and is a predicted model, not a curated record. Lineage: Eukaryota; Metazoa; Nematoda; Chromadorea; Rhabditida; Ancylostomatidae.
AUGAUUACGGUAUCUUGUUUAAUAGCGAACAUAAUAAACAUUAGCAAAAACGUAUUCAUCGAAGAAAAGCAUGCGAUCUGUGUGCUAUGCACAUUUGCGCUGAAUCAUCUGAAUUUGCCACAGAUAUCUACGCUACGUGGCGACACACACAUCCAACCUCAAUCCAUAGCCGAAGACUGGGAGGUGGUUGCAUCAGUUAUGUCAUUAUGGCAUGCUAUCGGACUGGCCAAACCGAGUUAUUCACGAAUAUUGGCACUUCGAUUUGUUGCUACACCAUCUGAUGGGUCCUCUAGAAUCCAGCUUCAGAAACCAGUAGGUGAAGAGGGGUUCUUCAGUUAUGGCCGGAAUUUCUCUCGUGAUCCCAACAUUAAAAGCAGUCUAAAGCCGCAGAAGUUUGAUACUCCAAAAUCAUUCAUGUUAGGUCGCCUUGGUCACUGCUACGAGGUGUAUCCCCUAAUUCUUUUGGCGAUUAGCCUAGUAACGGGAAUGGUUUUGACCGGUUACUACAGCCUAACUAAGAUAGAAGUCUGGAUUGACAAAAGGCCAAAACUUGCACCGUGGGAUUGGGAGCGUGCACGAGAUUCGUACUGGAAACAGUCGACCGUCUAUUUUGAUCUGGACGGUCGUACGCGCAAGCGUUGUGAAACAAUGGAAAUUCUGCAGGAUGAAAUGUUGGAAGCAGCUAAGAAAAGAGGCACUCGAUAA